AUGCAUUUAAGCUGGAUCUUACAACCUUAUAUAAGUCCUCCAAAAAAUUCAUAUUUUAGGGAGCUAGUUUGGGGUGAUUUGAACUUCAUUCACACAACAGAUACUCAUGGAUGGUACGCUGGCCAUUUAAACCAAAGGGCCUAUAGUGCUGAUUGGGGAGACUUCAUAUCUUUCACGGAAAACUUACACGAGCUAGCAAAGAAGAGACAUGCUGAUAUCUUGCUAGUUGAUACAGGAGAUAAACAUGAUGGCAAUGGGUUGAGUGAUGCGACGAAUCCAAAUGGUGACUUAUCUACACCUAUUUUCAAUGAACAAAAUUAUGAUUUAGUUACACUUGGGAACCAUGAGCUUUAUCAAGAAGACUACUCAACUCAAGAAUUUCAAAUCACGGUGAAAAAUUUUGGUGAGAAAUACGUCAGUUCGAAUGUUGAGUAUAAAUUAGGUAAUGAAGAAUGGGUACCAUUUGGAAACAAAUUCAGAUAUUUUGAGACCACCAACAACAAGUAUAAGGUUCUUGCAUUAUCAUUCCUUUUCAAUUUCCCAAGAUAUAAUUCCAAAACACGAGUCUUCCCUAUUAAAGAGGCUAUUCAGCAAGACUGGUUCAAAAACUUGACUUCCAGAUAUUCAGAAGAUGAUAUUGACGUGCUAGUCGUUUUUGGUCAUAUACCUGUGACAGGUUUUGAAGAGGAGGAAAUUAUUCAUUUGCAUGUUGCCUUGAGAAGGUUGUAUCCAAACUUGGUUAUUCAAUAUUUUGGAGGUCACUCUCAUAUCAGAGAUUAUGCUGUUUAUGAUCAUAAAGCAACUGGUUUGCAAAGUGGCCGAUACUGUGAGACUGCUGGUUGGGCUUCGCUCAAUUUCACAGGUGAAUACAAGCUAAAACCUAAAUUUUCCAGAAGAUAUAUCGAUUUCAAUAGAGAAAGUUUUAUUCAUCACUCUAAUUCUGACAAAGAUAACUUUGAUACUGAAAAGGGUUUAUCAAUUUCAAAGAAGAUAAGAAAGACAAGGCUGGAUUUGAAUCUUACAGUUAGUCAUGGAUACGUACCUAGAAACUACCUUAUGAAUGAACACCCAUAUGGCCAUCCAUCAAACCUUUAUACCUUAUUAAACAGCACCAUUUUACCUUUAUUAGAGAGCUCAAUUGAUAGACAAACAGAAAAGUACAAUAGAAUCAUAUUGAUAAACUCUGGUAGUAUUAGAUAUGACUUAUACAAGGGUAAUUUCACAACUGAUACAGAGUUUACCAUCUCUCCGUUUCAAAAUGAUUGGAAUUACAUAAAACUACCAAAAGCUUUAGCAUUAAGAUUGAAACAUUAUUUGAAUCAACAAGAGUUUUUCAUUAAAUCUGGUACUGAUUUGGCUGGUCCUGAGAAAAGAGGUGUACUGAAUAAAAUGGCCAGAGAAAAACAAUUCAAAUCCUUAACAACGAGUGAUCGUUUGUCAUGUUCAUUUGUGAAGGAUCCAAAUUUUAGAAAAGGUCAAACAACUAGUGAUGAUCACGGUUGUGAUGGGGAUGACGUUUUCCAUAAUUCAGUACUUUACUAUCCAUCCCCCAAUGUUGUUCAAACUUAUCAAGAGUUUAAUAAAGAAAGUGAUGAAGUUGAUGUUGUUUUUUAUAGCUUCAUCAAACCUUACAUCAUCUCUGCAAUCAAUGCCCUUAAUAAUCACAAUGGAAAGAAUUUCACUAAUGAUGAUGUUGAAUACUAUGGGGGUGAAAGUACUGGAUCAUUGCUACGCACAUACAUUAAAGAAAACUGGUCAUGA
Messenger RNA from Hansenula anomala, 1761 nucleotides. It is a transcript of the gene SMN1, whose product is annotated as Smn1p. Bases 1 to 1761 code for a protein of 586 amino acids. Gene Ontology annotation, biological process: nucleotide catabolic process. The transcript is spliced from 2 exons. NCBI's taxonomy places the organism in Eukaryota, Fungi, Ascomycota, Saccharomycetes, Phaffomycetales, Wickerhamomycetaceae. Gene Ontology annotation, molecular function: hydrolase activity. The record is from RefSeq and is a predicted model, not a curated record. Gene Ontology annotation, cellular component: cytosol.